This is a messenger RNA of Lycium barbarum (goji berry), 2348 nucleotides long. Its product is annotated as soluble starch synthase 1, chloroplastic/amyloplastic. Gene Ontology annotation, biological process: methylation. The record is from RefSeq and is a predicted model, not a curated record. The transcript has 15 exons. Gene Ontology annotation, molecular function: methyltransferase activity; alpha-1,4-glucan glucosyltransferase (UDP-glucose donor) activity; nucleic acid binding. NCBI's taxonomy places the organism in Eukaryota, Viridiplantae, Streptophyta, Magnoliopsida, Solanales, Solanaceae. Gene Ontology annotation, cellular component: chloroplast. The coding region runs from base 99 to 2039 and encodes 646 amino acids.
CUUCUUUCUUUUUCAGAUUUUCUAUCCUUCUUUUUGUCCCUUACAUUUUAAAUUAUUAAUAUAUCUACAAGUACAUUGAAAGGGUACUCUCUCUGUGCAUGAUUCUUGAUCUUACCACCCAAAUGGGGUCUCUCCAAACAUCAACAAAUCUUAGCAACAAGUCUUGUUUAUGUGUGUCAGGGAGUGGUUUGCAGGGAUUGAGUGUAGUAAGUCAAGUGGGGUUUUCUUGGUUAUUGCAAGGACGAAAAAGAAGCAGAAAGAUCCAAUCUUUAUGUGUUAGAAGUUCAUUCAGUAAUGGUGGUAGUUCUCCAGAUGAGAAAGUGUCAGAGGGUCUUCUUUUAGGUGCUGAGAGGGAUGGUUCUGGCUCUGUUGUUGGUUUUCAAUUGAUUCCCCAUUCUGUUGCAGGUGAUGCAACAAUGGUUGAAUCUCAUGAUAUUGUAGCCGAUGAUGGAGAUGAAUUGAGUGAGGAUGCUGAAGAGAUGGAGAAAACCCCUAAAUUAACUUUUAAUAUCAUUUUUGUUACUGCUGAAGUAGCUCCGUAUUCUAAGACAGGUGGUUUAGGAGAUGUUUGUGGUUCUUUGCCUAUGGCACUAGCUGCUCGGGGUCAUCGUGUAAUGGUUGUUUCACCUAGGUAUUUGAAUGGAGGUCGUUCAGAUGAAAAAUAUGCUAAUGCUGUUGACCUUGAUGUGCGGGCCACGAUCCACUGCUUUGGUGGUGCUCAGGAAGUAGGCUUCUACCAUGAAUACAGGGCCGGUGUUGACUGGGUAUUUGUGGAUCACCCUUCUUAUCAAAGAACUGGAACGCCAUAUGGUGAUAUUUAUGGUGCAUUUGGUGAUAAUCAGUUUCGCUUCACUUUGCUUUGUCACGCAGCAUGUGAAGCACCAUUGGUUCUUCCACUGGGAGGGUUCACUUAUGGAGAGAAAUGCUUGUUUCUUGCUAAUGAUUGGCACGCUGCCCUGGUUCCUUUACUUUUAGCGGCGAAGUAUCGUCCUUAUGGUGUUUACAAGGAUGCUCGUAGUAUUGUCGCAAUACACAACAUUGCACAUCAGGGAGUGGAACCUGCAACAACCUACAAAAAUUUGGGAUUGCCUCCAGAAUGGUAUGGAGCAGUUGAAUGGAUAUUUCCCACAUGGGCAAGGGCGCAUGCACUUGACACUGGUGAAACAGUGAACAUUUUGAAAGGGGCAGUUGCAAUUGCUGAUCGGAUACUGACAGUUAGCCAGGGGUACUCAUGGGAAAUAACAACUCCUGAAGGGGGAUAUGGGCUACAUGAGCUGUUGACCAGUAGAAAGUCCGUUCUUAAUGGAAUUACUAAUGGAAUAGAUAUUGAUGAUUGGAACCCAUUAACAGAUGAGCAUAUUGCUUCGCAUUACUCCAUCAAUGACCUCUCUGGAAAGGUGGAGUGCAAGAUUGCUCUGCAAAAGGAACUGGGCCUUCCAAUUCGACCUGAUUGUCCACUGAUUGGAUUUAUUGGAAGGCUGGACUACCAGAAAGGUGUUGACAUAAUCCUCUCAGCAAUUCCAGAACUUAUGCAGGAUGAUGUCCAGUUUGUGAUGCUUGGAUCUGGUGAGAAACAAUACGAAGACUGGAUGAGACAUACGGAAAAUCUUUUCAAAGACAAAUUUCGCUCUUGGGUUGGAUUUAAUGUUCCAGUUUCUCAUAGGAUAACAGCAGGCUGCGACAUAAUAGUGAUGCCUUCAAGAUUCGAACCGUGUGGCUUAAACCAAUUGUAUGCAAUGAGAUAUGGCACCAUACCUGUUGUUCAUAGCACUGGGGGCCUAAGAGACACAGUGAAGGAUUUUAAUCCAUAUGCUCAAGAAGGAAAAGGUGAAGGUACCGGGUGGACAUUUUCUCCUCUAUCGAGUCAAAAGUUGCUUGAUACACUGAAGGUGGCGAUUGGGACUUAUACAGAACAUAAGUCAUCUUGGGAGGGCUUAAUGAAGAGAGGAAUGGAAAGGGACUAUUCCUGGGAAAAUGCAGCCAUUCAAUACGAGCAAGUUUUCGACUGGGCCUUUAUAGAUCCUCCAUACGUCAGAUGAUUUAUCAAGAAAGAAGGCAAAUGGAUAUAUCGUUAAACUAGACACUGAGCUUUUGGUGCUAUUAGCUACGUCGUUAGGUGUGGAAUGUUUGUGAUUCUUUCUGACUUAGAGAAAUCAAGUUAGUUCCAAAGAGAUGUAGCUUAUCUUAAGGAAGAGAAAAGGAAAGCUAGAAACCAAGAAAGUGCUCCUUGGGAGAAGAGUGGAACAUGUAAAGAGAAUUUUGAAUUUUAUGUGGGUGACGAGAGGCCAAUUGAUCAAAUAUUGUUUCUCAUUUUUUAACAUCUCAUAUAAUUAUUGUUAUUAUUCAAA